Molecule: messenger RNA, 249 nt
Organism: Nematocida parisii ERTm1
Lineage: Eukaryota; Fungi; Microsporidia
Exons: 1
Coding region: 9-197 (62 amino acids)
Source: RefSeq, a predicted model, not a curated record
ACAAUCCUAUGGUGCAGUUUACAAGAAACCUUAUAGGAAGUGUUCCAAUUAAUGAAUACAUAUUAAAGGAAAAAUUUCAAUCCAGUGGUAUUUAUGAUGGCGAGUAUAAAAAUUGGUAUCCUUGGGUAGAACAGGAUGUUUCUAUGGAUGCGCCAUCAAACAACAAUUUACAGCCAAAUACUUCAAAUGCCGUAUAAUUAAUAAAGAAUGGCAGUUGAGGUAUAGAAGAGUAUGUGAAACUAGCGGGAU